ACAUUUUCUUGUUAUUUCCAUAUAUUUCUUUUCCUUUGUCAUCUUGUGGUAAUUUAAUAAGUGGUGCACUUAGUGUUUUUAAAGGACUUAUGUUUGUUUGGUCAAAGUGAUAUGUGAUUUUUGGUAGUGUUUCAAGAACCUUAAAAUAAAGCUAUAGUCCUUAAAAGAAUUCAAGAUUAUUACAACUCUUUGAAAUGUUUAGUGCAUUUUUAAAGAUCCGACAUGAAUACAUUAGUAUUUUUGAUUAACACUUUUCAAGUGUAAGAAGCCUUGCAUCAUUUAACAUUUCAAGAAGGUACAAUGCCACGAUCAAGGGGAUCAGAAAUGCCUCAAAGGCAAUCUCCUCGAGCUCCUUCACAACUCAGAACAUCAAGCUCUGAUUCCGAUGCUCUACACCAUCGGUCAGUAACUGAUCGGAGUCCAAAAUUAGGUGGUCGCUCUCCACGAGGUGCUCAAUCUGAUCCACUGAAUCAAAGGAAACUUGGAACAAGAAUUGCGGAUUUGGAAUCUCAACUUGGGCAAGCACAGGAUGAGCUUAAGUCCCUUAAAGGGCAGUUGGUUUCAGUUGAGGCUGCAAAAAACGCAGCUCAAGAACAGCUAGAGAAGAAAGCUAAGAAGCCAACUGUUGCUGAGCCUGACCAAAUCCAAGAAACGAACAACAACAAAGACAACCCAACUCAUGAAACUCCAGAUGAUGAUGACCCGAAAGAAACUGAUGUUUUUGAAGUUCCACUUGAGAAGGUAGUUUUGGAGCCUCCUCCAAAUGUUGAAAUCAGCCACCCCUCUACUGAAGAUGACCUGAAAAGUGCGAGUCUUUCGUCCGCUGAACCGGUGAAAUCAUCGUUUGAGGAGCUGAAUUUGAAGGAUGAAGAAAUAAGCUCAUUGAAAUCCAAGUUGGAGGAGAAAGAAAAAGAGCUCGAGGUUUUUCGCCAAGAAAAUGAGAGUUUGAAAAAGGAGCUGACUGAUAAGAUGCUAGAGAUAUCAUCUGCUAAGGCCAAGGGAGAGGAAAUGAGCCUCAAGCUAAACCAAGUAACACAAGAGCUGGAAACAAGCAAGAAUGAUGGAGUUAAUACAAAGGAUAAACUCGAAGCCACUGAAAAGGUAAAGGAGGCAUUAGAAAAUGAGAUGAAGAAACUAAGAGUCCAAACAGAACAGUGGAGGAAAGCUGCAGAUGCUGCAGCAGCUGUAUUAGCUGGAGGAGGCGUUGAGAUGAACGGUAGAAGGCUACCAGAGAGGUGUGGAUCAAUGGACAAACACUAUGGUAAUGUAUUUGAACCAGCUGUUGGAGGAUAUGGCAGUUACAUGGGUUCACCAGGGUUGGGUGAUGAUUCCGAUGAUGUUUUUGGUCACGGGAAGAGAAAAGGUUCUGGCAUUAGGAUGUUUGGUGACCUCUGGAAGAAGAAGGGCCACAAAUAAGCGUCCUCCGGAUUGCCAUGUUUUUCCAGCAAAAUGGUUGCUCGCCAUUUUAAGUUUAUUUGGCUAAUGUAUGAAUCUUUUUCUUGGCAUCUGGCCAAUACUACUAUUAUGCUGGGUUUAAAUUUCUAUCUUUGUAGUAGUCUUAUUUCUUUCUAGUGUAGCUUGAUGCCUUAACCUGUCAUUCAGGGCCGUACCUUUGGAUCCAUAAUAUUGGGAAUUUUGUGUGCAGUGGAUGACAAAAUUUUGGUGCA
Molecule: messenger RNA, 1667 nt
Organism: Capsicum annuum
Lineage: Eukaryota; Viridiplantae; Streptophyta; Magnoliopsida; Solanales; Solanaceae
Product: interactor of constitutive active ROPs 4
Exons: 3
Coding region: 301-1416 (371 amino acids)
Source: RefSeq, a predicted model, not a curated record